Molecule: messenger RNA, 2019 nt
Organism: Ectocarpus siliculosus
Lineage: Eukaryota; Phaeophyceae; Ectocarpales; Ectocarpaceae
Source: the annotation of a GenBank genome assembly
AUGUCACUGGCGUCUGCGGUUACCUCCUCUGCUGAAGGUUUGCUGCUGGCUCGCGCCUCCGUCCGGCGUGGUGCUUCGUCCUCUUCGCGCGUGUUCGGUGCUGCUGCACCCUCGUCAUCGUGCCGCCGAGGCACUCAUCACAUCAGCAGCACGGCUGCUUUCACCUAUCCGGCUGCCGCCACUGCCGCCGCUGCCACCGCCUCCGUCUCCCACUCGAACAGGAACGAUCGCGUUGUUACCGCGAGACCUGCUUCCCGCACCGCCAUGAGCACUGCUGUUGACGCGGCUGCUACGUGCAGCAGCAGCACCCUAGACACGCUGCCGUUCGACAACAGAGUGAUUCGCGAGUUGCCCGUCGACCCCAUCACCGACAACUACGUCAGGAGGGUGGAGAAUGCUUGUUUCUCUAUCGUCGCCCCCGACCCGGUGGUGAAGCCGGUGAUGGUGGCAGCGUCCAACUCUGCGCUCGGGCUGCUGGGCCUUGCGGCGGAGGAGGGGCAACGGGAGGAUGCAGCGGAGUAUUUCAGCGGAAACAAGCUGAUGCCCGGCGCACAGCCUCAUGCCCACGCCUACUGCGGGCACCAGUUCGGGUCCUUUGCGGGUCAGCUGGGCGACGGGGCGGCCAUGUACCUGGGCGAGGUAGAGGGACCCUCUGGGAGGUGGGAGAUUCAGUUCAAGGGCGCCGGGCUUACCCCGUACAGCAGAAGCGCUGACGGUCGAAAGGUCCUCCGAUCGUCCAUCAGGGAGUUCCUGUGUUCGGAAGCGAUGCACUUUCUUGGCAUCCCCACCACGAGAGCUGCGGCCCUGGUGACCAGCGACACCAAGGUUCGGCGGGACGUCUUCUACACGGGCAACGUCAUCCAGGAGCGAGCGUCGAUCGUGACGAGGCUGGCGCCGACGUUCCUGCGGUUCGGAUCGUUCGAGAUCUUCAAACCCAGGGACCCGCGCACGGGCAGGGACGGCCCCAGCGCCGGUAAUGAUGCCCUCCGCCUGCAGAUGCUCGAGUACGCCAUCGGCCGCUUCUUCCCGGGCGCGGCGGCCGCGGGUCCCGAGGGGUCGAAGGCGCGCUACCUCGCCAUGUACGAGGAAGCCGUCCGCAGCACGGCGGAGCUAGUGGCCAAGUGGCAGUGCGUCGGCUUCACCCACGGGGUUCUCAACACGGACAACAUGUCCAUCCUCGGCCUCACCAUCGACUACGGGCCGUACGGCUUCAUGGACUUCUUCGACCCCAAGUUCGUGCCCAACGGGUCGGAUGGAGGGGGGAGGUACUCCUACGAGAGACAGCCGGAGAUGUGCAAGUGGAACCUGCACAAGUUCGCGGAAGCGGUUGCGCCGGCGCUGCCGCUGUCGGACUCUACGGCCGCUCUCGAGAAGUACGACGGCCUCUUCAAGGGGUACUACGAGGAGGGGAUGCGGAGGAAGCUCGGGCUGUUCUCGGUGGAGGAAGACGACGACGGGCUGUUCGAGUCGCUUUUCGCGACCAUGGCGGACACCUCGGCAGAUUUCACGGGAACGUUCCGGGAACUGGCGCAGCUGGUCCCCGGUGGCGACGUGGACGCGGUAUCGAAGGCGCUCGCCGCGCAGUGCGCCGGCCCGAAGAUCAAGGCCAAGGCGUUGCGGCGCGCGGUGGACAUUGGCCGCCCGAGCAUCCCUCCCCAGCAGCUACAGGGGCUGUGGGCCAUGGCGCAGGAGAACCCUGAGGCUCUCGCGCAACGCUUCAGCGCCCCCAAGGAUGCAGUGAUCGCCGAGCUCCGAGAAGAGAUGCAGAAGCUCUCCAACUACGAUGCGGCGCAGCAACGACUCAAGGACAUGGAGGCGCUCGAGGAGGACGGCNNNGAGGCCAUCGAGGACGCGGAGAAGGGGGACUUUUCGGGCGUCCAGCGCGUCCUUCGAUUGCUCGAAUCGCCGUACGACCCCCCUGCCGACGACGGAGAGGGAUCCUCCUCCCCGGGCGGGAAGGACUACUUGCGCGCCACGCCUGACUGGGCCGCUGAUCUCGUGUGUACCUGCUCGAGCUGA